Molecule: messenger RNA, 1359 nt
Organism: Coprinopsis cinerea okayama7#130
Lineage: Eukaryota; Fungi; Basidiomycota; Agaricomycetes; Agaricales; Psathyrellaceae
Exons: 4
Coding region: 1-1359 (452 amino acids)
Source: RefSeq, a predicted model, not a curated record
AUGGGUUCCCCCACAGCCUCUGACCACGAACAGUCCGCUGGGUCCGCUGGGUCCGCUGGGUCCGCCGUGCAACUGACCUCUAUAAAUGGCUGGACGUUCACUCCGAUGGAACAAGCAUACAUGCGGGAAAAGUUAGAGGGGUACAACACCUCGAGCGGCAAACAGCGGAGGAGGUUUUUGAGGUCCACCACUCAGUACAUAUGCCAAGAAAAUGAAAAGCGGACUGGUAACGACCUUACUGUAGCCCAGAAGUCCGCUAUAGGAAAGGCGUUGAGGGCCUGGUUCAAGGCCCAUGGAAACGCUCGCAGGACAGAGAAGAACCUGUAUGGCACGAAGUGGUAUGGGAGGCGAGUGUAUAUGAGAAUCCACAAGGCCAAAGUGCAAGCCUUGGCCGACGAGAUUGUGAAGGCAGACGGAGAUGUGGACUUGGAAGAGUUCCUCGACAACUGGGACUCUGAUGAAGCACCCGACAGCAAGGAUGGCGGAGGAGAGGGCGGGAAGACUGGAAGGAACGCAAAAACCAAGGGCAAGACUGGCGACGAUAGCGAUUGGUUCUUCAACCACUACCAACAGGCAGGCACCCUCCUCAUCAGCACUUUGACCGAGAAGCAGUUCGCUAAAUACGAAGCUUUGGCGGACAAAUGGAACUCAGAGGGUCCGCCUCCUGAUGUUCAAGCAAGGAUGGCGGACAAGCACGCUGCAAAGAAGGCUUACAAUUAUUUGAAACAUGCCAGGAAGGAUUACAACUGUCUUUCCUAUCUGUUGUUGGGUUGGAUGGGGAAGGACGGGAAGCCAAAGGCAGUGGAGUUGGACGUCAACGACGAACUUGGAUGGCCCAAGAACUUUGGAGACGACAACGCUAAGCUUCUCCACACUGUUUUUAAACAGUUCCGCAGCUAUGUCUACGAGGCCUUCGAGACCGGCGAGGACAGGAUGGAGGACUCGGGUAAGAAGAAGGGCCAUCGUAAAUCACUCAUGAGGAUGGAGAGGAACGCAUUUGGAGAACCUCUCCUCCCAGAUCCGAGAACCCGCCCAGCCAGAGAGCCGCGAGGGGACUGGUAUUGCCAAGCCAUCCGCACCUUUUUCAUCUACCACUACGCGCUUGCGUCGAAGGCCAAAGUAACCGACGAUAGUUGGCCCCGCUUUCCUUGGACUCGAAUUUUGAAGGAGCCCAGGCGAUUCUUCUCGGAGGCACACCUUCCCGGCGGCAUCCUUGAGACCUUAAAGGAGCCAUCCAGCAUGACCGUUCCCGAGAGGGUGACCGUCUUCAACCAUCUGUAUAGUCUUCAAGAACCUGUUCGCACGGAAAUGAAGGCAUACGUGGAUCGGUGGGGUAAUGUCGCGAAGAGCGAACACUAA